Molecule: messenger RNA, 790 nt
Organism: Xenopus tropicalis (tropical clawed frog)
Lineage: Eukaryota; Metazoa; Chordata; Amphibia; Anura; Pipidae
Gene: ube2c
Product: ubiquitin conjugating enzyme E2 C
Exons: 6
Coding region: 134-673 (179 amino acids)
Molecular function (GO): ubiquitin conjugating enzyme activity; ligase activity
Source: RefSeq, marked provisional
AGAAGUUAAAAAUUUCAAAUAGAGGGCGGUAGGUUUAGUUACAGAAUUAAGAGGAAGCGUCAAAGAUCUCUGGGAGUGGAAGCCGGAUACUCAGCAACGUUCAAGGCCCGGUUUUUGUCAUUUUUACAUACCGAUGGCUUCACAGAAUGUGGAUCCAGCUGCGGCCAGCUCGGUGACUGCAAGGAAAGGACAAGAGUCGGGGACCUCGGCCGCCCGUGGCUCUGUGGGAAAGAGGUUACAGCAGGAGCUGAUGACCUUAAUGAUGUCUGGGGAUAAGGGAAUUUCUGCAUUCCCGGAGUCUGAUAACCUAUUUAAGUGGAUUGGAACCAUUGAUGGCGCAGUCGGCACGGUAUAUGAGAGCCUGCGCUAUAAGCUGUCCCUGGAAUUCCCUAGUGGCUACCCUUACAAUGCUCCCACUGUGAAAUUUGUUACACCAUGCUUCCAUCCAAAUGUAGAUAGUCAUGGAAACAUCUGUCUGGACAUCCUGAAAGACAAAUGGUCUGCACUUUAUGAUGUCCGAACAAUUCUUCUCUCAUUACAGAGCUUGCUGGGAGAGCCCAAUAAUGAGAGUCCCUUGAACCCAUAUGCAGCAGAACUGUGGCAGAAUCAGACAGCUUACAAGAAGCAUCUCCACGAGCAGUACCAGAAGCAAGUCCGAGAAAAAGACAUCUGACCACCCCCUCCCCCCACACCCUUUCCUAUUCCAUUUGCAUGUUGUGUGCUGUACAUGUAUGCUGUAAUAUAUGCUUAACUUAACAGAAGUUUGUACAAAUAAAGCUGUUUUAUCGUU